This is a messenger RNA of Siniperca chuatsi (mandarin fish), 8372 nucleotides long. It is a transcript of the gene nsd2, whose product is annotated as nuclear receptor binding SET domain protein 2. Gene Ontology annotation, biological process: regulation of DNA-templated transcription. Gene Ontology annotation, cellular component: nucleus; chromatin. The transcript is spliced from 22 exons. Gene Ontology annotation, molecular function: protein binding; histone H3K36 methyltransferase activity. The record is from RefSeq and is a predicted model, not a curated record. Lineage: Eukaryota; Metazoa; Chordata; Actinopteri; Centrarchiformes; Sinipercidae. The coding region runs from base 847 to 4962 and encodes 1371 amino acids.
AGUGAAACAAUAGCAAAACAGUUUAUACAGACUACGACAAUCGUCCCUCUGUGAACAUAUUUAUUUAUUCACAUAUUUGCUUUAAUCGGGUAGGUUAGCUAGUAGGUUAACUGAAUUUAGCUUUUGGGUGGCGGCUUUGUCUAUUUGCUGGAAUGCGGCGUAAUGGCUGACUGUAGCAAUGACAGUGAUGCAGUUGUACGGUAUGGGAAAAUGCUUGUCCGCUUCUCCAUGGCUGGGAUCCAUGAGAUUCCCACAUCGUGGCUUCCGUUUCAGAUUGUAGUCGGUGCCCGUUUCGUGCAUGACAUGAUAGUGUAACUGCUGGCUAAAGUUGGCAUUUAGCGUUGGCCAGCAGAACACUUUAACGUAUUAGUUAACUUUAGAAUGACUGAACGGUUGUUAAAACGCGUUAACGUUACUAUAAUGUAACGUUACAUUUUGUAUCGCCGUUAGAAUCGGUUUCACCCAUAUACUGUCCAGCCGUGUUGUCGUUACAUUACAACUACGCUAACUAAAGUUACCUUUUUAUAAAGUUAAACCACAAUGUAACGUGUUAGCUUUUUAACUGAAGUGGGAUGCAUUUAAUUCCAUUAACUAUUCACACUCCAAAAGCAUUACUCCGACUUGUCAGCUGCUUCCAUUUCCGCGGCUUUUUUAGCCGGUGAUGCGGUGGUUACGCGGCACAGCUAGCCACCCACUCAUUGGACAUUCGCAUGCGGUGGAGCCUGCAGCCUGUCUUCUCCAUACCGCUUUUCCACAGACUGCAGUUAGCCGCUAGCCAGUCUUUUUCCAGGAGAAAGACAACUUUAAAAUUGUCGCGCUCUGUGAACCUGGAGGGGGUUAGAUGGGAUGGACAGCAAAGGUAGCUCCCUGCCUUCGAUGCCUGAACCAGCCAACCCUAUCAGCAUGAAGCAGCCGCCAGAAUCCCUCAGUGUACGGAAAGGUGGGGGAGACAUGAGCAGUGACCCUUCUCUACUAAUGGACAAAGCUGCUGCCCAGCUAGCCGCCACACUACAAGACGGUGUCCUUCAGAAGAUGGCUGGCCACAGUCAUAACAACCACAGCCAUGAGCGGCUCAAAGACCUCACCUCCCGUGUGCUGAAUGGGGACCAAGACACGCUGCCUAAGCUUUGUGCUCCGGAGCCACCUAUGCUUAAGGGCGCUGAAGCCCCUGCUACAAAUGGCACCCAUCAGCACAAUUGCACUCCUCAUACUGAACCUGAACUGAAAGUGAUGAUACCCCAGGUGGUCAAGCAGCCGCUGUUUAAACCAUGCUGUGCCAAUGGGACCAGUUUGGCCACAACCGCUGAAGAUACUAUAUCUGGACCCGAGAAGAGACAGGACGUGAAGAAAAGGAGAGGGAGACCUCACAAACCAGAACCAAACCUCAGUUCCUCUACCAUCCCUGUGGAGCCACUUGACCACACAAAUGCUGUAGAUGGGACUGGAGCAGCUGAUGAGCCUGAUGUCAUCUCAGAGUUGACGGAGGAGGCUACAGAAGAGUCCCCUUUGCUGAUCUGUUUUUCUGUUGGUGAUUUGGUUUGGACCAAGGUGUCAGGAUACCCCUGGUGGCCUUGCAUGGUGACCACAGACCCAGAAUUCAACAAUCACUUCAAACAGAAAGCAGCCAACAGCAGGUCGGGCCUCCUUUACCAUGUGCAGUAUUUUGGAGACGCCCCUGAGAGAGGCUACAUCUUUGAGAAGAAUAUGGUGUCCUUCACAGGGGAGGAUCAAUACCAGGAGCUUAGCCAGGGCAACAAACAGCCAGCCUCCCGUGUCAUCCACAAAAAGACGGCUCCCUCUGUGCCCCGUAAACUCCAGGCUCAGUGGAACAUGGGCGUCAUUCAGGCCAAGGAGGCCUUCUGCAUGUCACUGGAUGAGCGCAUGGUGAACUUUGCAUUUCUGUAUGAUGAUGAUGGGCCUCAUCUGAACCCCCGCAUCAUGGAGAAGUUGAAGCCAGAACAGAGCAACAAGAUGGACCAGGAAACAGAGUCUAGGCUUAGCCCAGAUCUCCCCUCUGUGCUGGUGUCCCAAGACAGCACUUCAACAGGGAAAAAGACACAAGCACCCAAAGCGAAAUUUAGAGCGGGAGAAUGGCGGAAAGGGGGCAAAGGCCAUCUAAAUGAUUUCCUGUUGAAAAAUGAAUUGAACGACACAGUUUCUUCCAAAGAAAUGCUUCAUCCACAGCCAGCCUCACAGGAUCCCACCACUUCUGCACCAGAUAUACAAGCUGAAUCAGCCAUACCUCAGAAGAAAAAGAGGAGACCCAAACAGGCUCAGUCUCCCAGAAAGACAGUGAGGAGAAGGAAAAAAUCUGCAACAGACAACACCUCUGAUCCCAUGAAGAAAAGGAAAGCAAAGCUGGUUUCUUCGACAGGCGAUAUUUCGGAAUCACUCUCACUUCUAGUUUCAGUUCCAGUCAAGCGGGAGCGGAAGAAGACUGCUAAAAGGCCACUAACAGGCGCUACAGCAGACGAGGGUCAGCAGCCUAAAAAGAGACGUAAAACAAGCAAAGAUGCUGACAAACAGGCCUUGACUUCAGAAGGAGCAGACAAAAAGCAGAGAAGAAGGAAGAGAACCGACAAUGACGUAAAAGAAACCAAGAAGCGAAUGAAUAAGUCAAAAGCUCUCCACACUGAUGACCAAGAUGCUGAGAAACCAAAGCGUAGGAGGAAAAGGAAACAGGAUGGAGAGAACCAGGCCACGCCCUCCAAGGCAAAGAAGAGGCGGUCCUCCCUGUGUCCUGAUCCCGAGGGCUCUGGGAGUGAAGAACGUCCUGAUUCUCCAAGUGACAGCUUAGACGGGACAAAGAAGGGCGAACGGAAGAAAGAGUUUGUCUGCCAGGUGUGUGAGCAGGCUGGUGAAGACUUGGUGCCCUGUGAAGGCCAGUGUUGUGGGAUGUUUCACCUCCACUGUCUGGGUCUGUCAUUCAAACCCGACGAGAAGCUGCUGUGUCAGGAGUGCAGCACAGGAAUUCACUCGUGUUUCAACUGUAAGCAGUCCGAGGGCGCAUUGCGUCGCUGCCACGUCCCACACUGCGGCAAGUUUUACCACGAGGUGUGCCUCCGCCUCAACCCCCUCACUGUGUUCGACAACAAGGGCUUCCGCUGUCCGCUCCACACCUGUCUGAGCUGCCACUACGGCCGCACCAAGCACAAGUCCACCAAGGGUAGGUUGAUGCGUUGCCUGCGCUGCCCUGUUGCGUACCACGUAGGUGACCUGUGUGUGGCUGCGGGCAGUGAGAUGAUCACCAACACCGCCAUCAUCUGCACCAACCACUUCCACGCCAAGAAGGGCUACAGCCACCACAGUCAUGUCAACGUCAGCUGGUGCUUCGUCUGCUCCAAAGGAGGGCAGCUGCUGUGCUGUGAGUCUUGUCCAGCAGCUUUCCACCCUGACUGCCUGAACAUCGCUAUGCCUGAUGGGAGCUGGUUCUGUAACGACUGUCGGGCCGGAAAGAAACCCAAAUACAGAGACAUCAUCUGGGUCAAACUGGGAACAUACAGAUGGUGGCCUGCAGAGAUCCACCACCCCAGAAACAUCCCCACCAACAUCCAGCAUCUUCGACAUGAGAUUGGCGAGUUCCCAGUUUUCUUCUUCGGCUCCAAGGAUUACUUCUGGACUCACCAGGGCCGAGUGUUUCCAUACAUGGAGGGAGACAGGGGCAGCAAGCACCAGAGGACUGGCAUCGGCAAAGUCUUCAAGAAUGCUCUGUUGGAGGCUGAAGCGCGAUUCAAGGAGAUUAAAAUGAAACGAGAGGCCAAGGAAGCACAAGAGAACAGCCGGAAGCCACCCCCAUAUAAAUUUAUCAAGGUAAACAAACCUUUUGGUAAGGUUCAGGUCUACACCGCAGACAUUUCUGAGAUCCCUAAGUGUAACUGCAAGCCGACAGACGAGAGACCGUGUGGGUUUGAGUCCGAGUGUCUGAACCGCAUGCUGCAGUACGAGUGCCACCCUCAGGUGUGUCCCAGCGGGGAGCGCUGCUGUAAUCAGGACUUGACCAAACGUCUCUACCCAGAGACCAAGAUCAUCAAGACGCCCGGCAAGGGCUGGGGCCUGGUGUCUCUCCGGGACAUCAAGAAGGGUGAGUUUGUGAACGAGUACAUCGGAGAACUGAUAGACGAGGAGGAGUGCAGGGCAAGGAUCAAGUACGCCCAGGAAAACAACAUCACCGACUUUUACAUGCUCACCAUUGACAAGGACCGGAUCAUUGACGCUGGUCCGAAGGGAAACUACUCUCGCUUCAUGAACCACAGCUGUCAGCCCAACUGUGAGACGCAGAAGUGGACGGUGAACGGCGACACACGGGUUGGCCUGUUUGCUGUCUGUGACAUCCCAGCAGGGACUGAGCUGACCUUUAAUUACAACCUGGACUGCCUUGGCAAUGAGAAGACCGUCUGUCGCUGCGGUGCUCCCAACUGCAGCGGUUUUCUUGGUGAUCGACCUAAGAACUCAAAUGGCCAAACAGCCGAGCCAAAAGGGAAAAGGUUGAAGAGAAAGUAUAAAAAGAGGAAAUCUGAGGGAAAGAAGAAGUCUGAGGACGAGUGUUUCCGCUGCGGGGACGGAGGGCAGCUGGUGCUCUGUGACAAGAAGACCUGCACCAAAGCUUACCACCUGUCCUGCCUGAAUCUCACCAAGAGACCCUUCGGCCGCUGGGACUGCCCCUGGCACCACUGUGAUGUCUGCGGGAAAAACUCUGAGGCCUUCUGCCAGCUCUGCCCCAACUCCUUCUGCAAGGCUCACCAGGAGGGGGCGCUGCGUCCCUGGCCUCCCACAGGACAGCUAUGCUGUCUGGAGCAUGACGAGUUGGAGGGAACGGACAACCAGGAUCGGGAUGUCAACUCUGAGACGAAUGCCACGAGCGCCACUACUGCCACCAUCGCCGGUCGUCCUAAAGGCUCCAGGAAGGCAGAAGGAGCCGAGGCCAAAACAAAGGGCUCCAAGAGGAAAGCAGCAGAGGCCUGAAGUGACCUUUGACCCCUCAGAGAGCCAGAACAACAAACUAUACUCUGACACUUGCUUCCCCAUUCAUGAACAAAUAUAAACCCCACGUAAUAAUAUCACCAGAACCAAGGCACUGUACGUCUUCAUCAUCAGGGAAAGCCGCUGAUCUCUCACAUGCUCGGCAACAGCCUCUAGCUAAUCGCUCAAACUUUUCUUUUUUUUUUUUAUCUGUUAACAUUUUCAGGUUUAUUUUCACUUGUCUGCACUGAGGCGAACCAUCUGUGGUAAAGCACAAAGCAGUGGCGCGAGCGCAGGUCAGGCAACUUCAGCUAGUUCUCUCAUUCUUCGCCAAACAAACUGCCUUUUUAAUUUUGUUUUUAUUGUUGUUUGUUUUGAUUAUUUGAUUUUUAGAAUAACAAAAUGAACCAGUUGGUUUCUACAGAAAAACUGAAACAGCCGGAAGUAAAACUGAGCAGCAGCGUCACCGUCUGCUAACUUGAAUCUCAGUCACCCCCGUUACUCAACACGGAUGACCUUGAACAGCAGAGUUUUAUAGCUAUAUGUAUAUGUGUAUAUCAAAGACCAAAAUUAUGAGUACUGGAAUAGUGUAAGACAUCAAACAGGUUGCCGAAAUGGAUUGUUUUUAUUUUUAUAUAUAGUGUGUAUAUAUGCCAGAUGUAAUAUCGAACACCAAGACACUAUGGAUAGGCCUCAGAUGACCUGUUUACUUCUAUUUCGUAGUCAUAGGUUGCAUUUAAUUGUAGACAUUCGUUUGCUAUUUUACAACCUGUUAUUUUGUUUUAGCUCAGUUUUACUGUUUAGAUUCGACUGAUUUCUCUUCUUCUUUUUUUUUUAUCAGCAUGCUGAACGAUGGCGCCACAAACCGUUUAUCUACCUGCCUGUCCAGAGAAUGAGGGAUUACAGAAAGUAUUAAACCGAGAGUGCUCUUAAACUGCCGUCUGACAUAGAAACACUACUGGGAGGUUUAUAGGUCUUUAAUGCUCUCUGCUCGAUGUUAAAUGAAGGAAUAUAUGCGAUUUUUCUUGUACAUUUUUCAAUGUUGAGUUUUGACUCCUAACCUUAAGGUGCGGUUUAUUGUUCGACUGUAGUAGAUACUCAAGUAUCUGACAUCUAAGGUGCAAAGAUUUUUAUGUAUAAAUAUACACAUCAUGCUGAUUGUGAAGGCCUUUCAGUGCCACUGGCUGGGCUUUUUAUUGAUGAUAAAUUCACUGAGUACUUCAUCUGUAGCUGAGGUUUUUAAAAAAAAAAAGACCUCAACUUUGUUAAUCCUCAGGAGGUUUUUAGUCUCAAAACUGCGUCUGCUUGUUGUUUAAUACUUUAUCGCAGGCUAACAGCACAUUGGCAAACACCUUGUUACUCCAAUUUUGGUAAUUUGUUCAUAUUUGUACUUGACAUGAAGCAUUACAAGGAGGGUUAAGAAAACUAUAGAAUACGGUGGCCAUUGUAGGACAUGUCAGGCUCAGCUCUGUGUUGUCACACUUAAGCAUUCAUCAUCCUCAGUGGUCCGUGAGCUCCAGCUGCACUUCUUAAUCCUCAGCGGUACUUAACGCGUGAUGCUAAUGCUGCCUUGUUGUCGAUCGGAGUUACUGUAAUUACCAGUUUACCAUUUGCAUCAUCCAGUCAAAAUUACAACUGAGAAACGAAACUAAGAAAUAUGGAUGGACUGCUGUCAGCCAAAGUUCAGGUUUAAUGGAUAUUAGAGUUAGAACUACGAGUUGAUUAAUCAGGUACUAGAUUGAUAUAAAAAUGAUCUGCAACUAUUUUGAUUUAGCAAUUAAUCGUUAAAGUAGUUUUCCAAGGAAUAAUGCCAAACUUUCCCUGGUCUAGUUCCAGCUUCUUAAUUUACAUUGUUUCUUCCUCUUAUGUGAUAAUAAACUAAAUAUUGUUGUUUUGGACUGUUGGUCGGUUGCACAUUUGGUCCAAUGAGGGUAAAAAAAAAACCAGUCUCUUCAAUUUUCUGGUGACGUGAAUACUCGCCAGUGCUAGCAUGCGGCGCAAACAGGUCCAAUCUACUGAAACUCAGGCUAAUCAGUUUGAAAUAUAUGCUUUGUUUAUAUGUACUAUAUGAUUAUGGUGCUGAUUUCAAUAUUAACUUUCAAACCCAAGUGACAUCAAGCUCUAGCUGGAGUUUAUGUAGCAGCGAUAACCAAAUUUGCAACAUUGCAGGCUGCAAUUUGCAGCACAAGAUAAUUUCUUCAUUAAACCAAAUGCCGUACUUGCAUCCCAUGCAUGAUCAUGUGAGUGCUCUUUAGGACUUCCUAAUUUAUCCACAAUUUGUGAGCAGCAGUCUUUUCGUGAAACGUGACGCUGCAACUACAUGCGUGCAAAUUGUUUUUGUGAAACAGGCACCCAGUUCACAAGGAGCCCAGAAGAGCACUCUUAAGGUGUUCACUUAAAAUGUUUGAGUCAGUAUUGAAAUUUUCAUCAUAAUGAUACUGGUGUACAUUCCCUAAACAUGCAAUCGGCACAUAUAUUUGAAAGUGAUGAACCUGAAGUCCAUUAGACUGGAGCUGUUCGUAACACUAAGCUGAGCCAAAUCUGAAAAUAUUCAGCUUAGCCUUCCAAGUUGAGUCUGAAAUGUCCUAAAAAGGCCACCAUACUUGGAGCUUUGAAACCAUUUCCACCUAACUGAUUACUUUUUGAAUGGAUCCGUCAUAUUUAAGUCGUAAGACAUUUUGAUGGAUUAAUGUCAACAGUCUCUCUUUUGGGUCGGUCAUGUGUUGUUGUUGUUGUUGUUUUUUUGUUUGUUUGUUUUCCCCAGCAACGCUGAGGCUACAGACAAUUGUUGUGCCUUCUUAAUUUCAUGUUUGACGUUCAUAAAAAGUUGGAUUGUUUCAUCUUAGAAUCUGAAUCUCUCCGAACAGGCGGCUUGUUUCGGCCAUUUUAUCUGAAAGCCACUAUCCGUGCUUUUUCCUUCUUCCUCUGGGAUCUCUAAAACUUCUCCAGAAACCAGAUUAGAGUCGUACGACACAACAGGAGGCCAUGUUUUUGCAACUGCACCUUUUUUUUAUUUUAUUUUUUGUUUUUUUUUAUUUUCCCAGGGCGCGUGAAUGGGAUAUGUCCAGAGGUGCAGCAAGUCUCGUACGAGUAUUUUCGACUUUGUAGGUAUCCUAACCUUGUGUUGAGUGAAUGUAGUCCAGCCCGUUAUUUUUGUAAGCACUGUAAUUCCCUGUAGAGCUGAAGUGUAACGUGUGCGUAGGGGUUUCAUUCUGUAACUACUGUCAUAGUAAACCAGAGACUAAUAUGUACAUAAUGUAUAAGUGGUAAUAGUGAUGCAUCUAUUGUAAAUAUCAUACAAUUUCUCAGAUAUUGUAUGUUUUUGUUUUUCUUUUCUUGAUGCAGUGCUGAAACACUUUUGUGCAGGAUCUCACGUCUGUUGAAUCGUGCAAUAAAAAGUGACCAAACAUGCA